AUGGAUGUUGAUGAUGACAACAAUGGUGGAGAUCCAGGGCCAUUCAGGCCAAAGUUUUUGGUCACAACUUGGACGCAGGGAGGAUUGAAUUUGAGGGCCUACUUCACUGAGCAUGGUGACCCCCAGUGGCUUUUUGAGAGGGUGCAUCAGCACUUGAAGGCCAAGUGUGAAGGUGGAGCUUACCUGAGAAAAAACUUGGAGGGCUUGCAAGAGACUUUGAGGGAGUUUGGUGUGCCACCAGGAGACUUGAGUUACAAGGGGGUAGGCCACCAGCACACAGAAAUGGAGCCUUGGUCAGACCACACCUUGACUUCAAGGGCUUUGCUGACAUUCCUUUUCUACCAGGUCAAGCACAGAAGGCUUUCUUGUGAUGACAAGGCUGCAGCCAUGUCAUUUCUCAACAAGUUGGUUGCUUCAAUCAUUGAAUCUGCUGGCACCAGGCCACCACCUGUUGGCCUGUGUGUCUUGGAUGGUGAAGGGGUACUGCACAGGGUUGAAGUUUCCUUUACAACCCAGGGUGUUACAAAUGACUGGUGCAAUUUGGCAGGUUUGAGCCCAGCUGCCAAAGAUUUGUGGUCCAAACUUCAAGAUCAACCAUGGUGCAGCUUGAGAAUUACCAGCUCCUUUGAUUCCUCUACCUUGCAGGAUGUUUUGUUCUUCCUUUGCUAUUUGGUGGCACAUCCCAAAGAAGUCCUUAGCAAGUGCAACCUGUUUGAGGAUGUUUGCAAGCCAGUGUUGCCAGAUUUGCUGCUUUGGUUGGGCAAGAUCAUGGAUGACAAUGCCAAGCACUUGGCAACACAGCCUUUGCAGGAUUUGCCACUCUUGAUGACAAAGGGUGGCAGGCAUAAGAGAAAAGCUGACCAGGUCAACAAAUUUAUCCUCCUUGACAAGUUGAAGCAGCACAAGAAUUGCAGAAAGAGGGUUGCAUCAACCCAUACCUCCCUGACAGCAAAGCAUAGUGAUUUGGUGGAGAGAGAAGCCCACAUGACAGUGGUGCUUUACAAUGAGAAGGUGGCCAAGGCUUUUGCAAAUGGCCCAAGGCAGUUCUCCACUUCAUGGGAUCCUUCAACAUAUGGUGGCAAGAACACUCUGGUGAGCACCUUGUACUCACUUGCCACUGACACAGUGGCUUACAUGCCAAACCAACAACUGAGGAGAAUGCUUAUGUCUGACCUUCAAGAUUCUUUCAUAGAGGAUGCAAGAGCCUCAAAGCUUGGGACUUUGGAAGGAUACUCAGAGCUCAGGUGCCUUUCACAUGCUCUCUUGUGUGCAGCUGGCUGCAGCAUCAUGGACUUCAGGACCCCUGCAGAGCUUUUGGCCAGGCCACUCCAGCAGGGUGAGGUGAGAAUUUUCUGGAAUGGUGCAUGGUACAUUGCUGGCCCUGGUGAUGAGUUGCCCAGGCCUGAGAUUCCAGCUUCCUUGGUGCUCAAAGAUUUGCCAUCCCUUUGUUCAAUAUCAGACCAGGGACCAAGCAACACUGCCAGCCUCAAUUUUCUCAUGUACAGUGGAGAGAGGCUGAUGAUGCAAGUGCAAUAUGACUGGUUCCAUCGAGGAUGGAAUGAUGUGAAACUGAGUGCCAAAAAAUCACUUGGGUACCCUUGGAAGAGCAUACUCCAGCUGGUGCUUCUCUUCAACAUCAACUACUCCCCCUUUGGGAGUUCAGCAUUCUUCUACAAAAAACAAGAUGUCUUGGAAAAUUUCAUGUCUACAAGAACCAGAGCAGACCCAACCUUCCAAUCAUUUAUCCCUGACAUUUGCAGGGAGAGGAGACAGAGAGAACCUGAAAGCCCAGAGGAAGAAGAGCAGCUUUUCAAAAGCCUAGCCUACAUGUCCAAUUUUCAAAAGAAAGGUGGCUUGGUAAAGCUCAUGAGAUGGAUGAGCUUUUUUGAGGUUGCUAUGGAGUGGAGAGGAGACAUGUGGGGGACAAAAUUGGUCCUUCAGUCUGACCAGCACAGGAAUGGAGAAGAUGGCCCAGGGGAACUUCCAAAACAGCUGCAGCAACAACAGCCAGAGCAGCCAAAUGCAGCCCAGGACAAAGCAGAUGCACAAAGGGAGCUGAAUGAGUUGAAAAGGGCCCAAGGGGUUUGGGGGUUAGCCCCCAAGAUGGUUACACAAAAGAGUGUUGCCACCUUAGACAUGCUGCUCAUUGUGACCAAGGCAACUUGGAAGUUACAUGCAGAGAGGGCAAGGAAUGUUGUGAACCCACAGCAGGUUUUGGAACACAAUGUGGCCAGCAGCAUGAAGAUGUUUUGGGCCUAUGAAUUGGAAGAGAUGGUGGCAAACUCUUUGUGGGACAAGCAGGAGCUCAGACACAUGUACCCAGACACCCAGGACAAUGACCAGCUCCUGGCACACCACUGUGACUAUUUUCACAAUCUCCUUUGCACCAGGGCCACUUCCCUAGCUGCAGCAUACACUUUGCCACCAAUGAGGUGGAAUGGUGUCCUCAGCCCUUGCAAUUUUGAGGCAGAGAGUAUGAGGGACAAUUUGUUGAAAGAGUGGCAGUUGCUGUUGAAGCUUGAGGCAGCCAGCCUCCACACCAAGAACAAAGUGGACUGCUUAGAAAAGAUGUUUUGGAGGCUUGGGGCAUUCACCAGAGUGUUGUGCAUGGCCCAUGAACAGGAUAAGCUCAGAGGAUUGCCUUGCAAAGAUGGGGUUGCUUUUCCACACCAGCUCUUGAUAGCAAAAACUGUGGGUGACUCCAGCGUUGUUGAGGUUGCACACCAACAAGGGCCUGACUUGCAGAGGGGCAGCAGAAACAAUACUGUGCCAGAUGUGUCCAUCAUGUUUGGGACAAUCAAGUCUGGUGCUUUGGAGUUAAGGAAAGUGAAAAACACUGUGCAAGUGGACUCCCAAGAGAUCAUUUACAGCAACAGGAACCUCAGAAAGGUGAAAGUGGCAAGUUCCAUGAACCCAAGGGGGCACAAACUUGAUGAAGGACUUCAAAGGAUGAUGAGGAAAAGGCAAGGGGCCAAUUGGUGGCCUUCACCUGCCCCAGGCAGUUUGUUUUCAUCACUUGCUGCCACAGAGUGGUGCUGGUCAUACAUGCAGAACAAUCACAUUGGAGCCUCUGUUGAUGAUAGCUGGGUAUCAUGCUUUGCAGGCAGGCCUGGUGACUUGCUGGCACACCAGCCUUCUGGAUCCUUGCUGAAAAUUGUGGGUGCUGCAGAGUAUGGUGUUCUCACUUGGCAAAUGGAUGCGUCCAGCAACACAACCUACUUCAUGAGGCCCAACAGAAUGCUCUUGCAAUGGUGGCACAUUGUUGAUAUGAAUGACUGGGUGCAUGUGCCUGCCAAGCCUUUUGUUUCAGAUGUGGGUGCAAUUGAGUGGGCCCUGACUGGGCCACCUAUGCCUUUGGUAGUUGCUUUGGCCAAGAAUGCCCUUUUUGUCAAUGUUGGUCAGCUGAGGAGGCUGUUGAAGUCACUGGGGAUUAAAAUCCCUGCUGGCACUAGCAAAGCUGGUAUGCAUCAGCUUUUGGUUGACAGUGUGCUUGGGGAUCCAGAGGAAAGAAAACAUGCCAUGAGUUCUUUUGAGCAAGCUUCCAAGGAGGAACCCUUUGACAGUGACUUAGAGGAUGUUGUCAGCUGCUUGGAUGAGGAGGAUGCAAACACUUUGGAUCUCAAAGAGAGAGCCAGCACCCAUGCCAAGCAGGGCCAGAUUCAGCACAGGAAGCAACAGCCCCCAGCCAACUUCCAAGUCCAGCAGAAAAAGAAGAAGAAGAAACAGGCCCCUCACUUCUUCAACCACCAGAGGAAGCAACAGCCCCCAGCCAACUUCCAGGUGCAGCAGAAGAAGGAGAAGGUGCAUCACUUCCUCACCCACCAGAGGAAGCAACUUCCCCCAGCCAACUUCCAGGCCCAGCAGAAGCAGGAGAAGGUGCAUCACUUCCUCACCCACCAGAGGAAGCAACUUCCCCCAGCCAACUUCCAGGUGCAGCAGAAGAAGGAGAAGGUGCAUCAAUUCCUCACCCACCACAGGAAGCAACAGCAUUCAGCCAACUUCCAGGUGCAGCAGAAGAAGGAGAAGGAAGCAGCAGCUUCCACCCAGCAGCUUCCAGAAGAAGCUGCCAGCCCAGUUCUUAGCCCAUCAAAGAAUGCAGAGUCAGCAGAUGUUGCAGAGGAUGCAAGCCAGCUUCCAGCACCAAGUGGGGAGCCACCACCAGCAGAGCCAGCACAUGCAGUCAAGAGACCCAAGGUUUACAAGACACCACAGGAGGUCUUUGUGCACAUGUUGCCCCCUGGUGCCAGGAUGGUUCUGAACCAUAAUGACCACAGGUUCAUGACUUCCUGGGUGGGGAUUGAGAAGGGCAUGCCUGAAGACUUGAAAGGGAAACAUUUUAGCAGAAAAUUUACAAGAAAACCUUGGAAAGAUGCCUUGGCUGAGUGCCACAUGAGGGUCUGGGAAAAAUGGUCCUAUGUCAAGAAACACUUGCCUUUGCCCAUUGGGAUGGAACCCCAAGAGCCAGGGGUUGUGCCAAAUGAAGUUCUUGAAGCCCUAGAGCCUUUUAUCAACAAUUUACCACCAGAGAAGAAGGCCUCUGGGAAGAAAUGA
Cladocopium goreaui is the source of this 4551-nucleotide messenger RNA. Lineage: Eukaryota; Dinophyceae; Suessiales; Symbiodiniaceae. The record is from the annotation of a GenBank genome assembly.